Messenger RNA from Spirometra erinaceieuropaei, 12065 nucleotides. Lineage: Eukaryota; Metazoa; Platyhelminthes; Cestoda; Diphyllobothriidea; Diphyllobothriidae. The record is from the annotation of a GenBank genome assembly.
AUGUCCCCGGAGGUGAGUUGUGGUGGCGAGUUGGAAAAAGUCAUCGCACCGAAGGGCACAAUCCAAGCCGCGCACGAUACGGAAAGUUUGUAUCAUGUCUCCGCGCAACUGCCUAUAACUCAGAGGAUAGAGAUUAAGGUUAGUUAAGCGGAUCUCGUAUGGCAGUGCACUUUGACCUCUUACUAAUUUUGUGGCUCGCCUCUGCACCCUUUCGAGCAGAUCGUAAUCCUGGCGCGUCCACGGUCUCCAGGCCUGAAUUGCAUAUUCGAGAUGGGGCCUUAUAAACGUGCCGAAGACUUUGGUGAAGCAGUCUUCAUCGAAAACUACGAAUGCCCGCUUGAUGGCAUAUAGCAUUGACGUUGCGGCCUUGGUCGCCUUACAGCAUUGUGUAGAAGGCUUUUGGCUGUCCGCAACCCAAACUCCGAGAUCUUUCUGAGUUUCUGCUUCUCGGAGUGGCAUUCCAUUCAGAUGGUAUUGCCGCGUACUAGGGCUCUGAUUUCCGAGGCGCAGAAUGGUGCAUUUGUUCAAAUUGAAGGACAAGAGCCAUCUGCGGGACCACUCGUCCAACCGACAAAGAUUUUCUUGGAAGUUGGUCUCAUCGGCAGCAUUCUGGAUGACUUUCCAGAUUUUUAUGUCAUCCGCAAACAUGGCACAAUCACAGUCCAACCCAUCUACGCAAUCAUUGAUGAACAAGAGAAAGAGAGUUGGUCCGAGCACCGAGCCUUGUGGGACCCCACUCUCUAUGAAUGUGCACCUUGAUUGCUGUUGUUCUACGCAGACAAUUUAAGAGCGGCCGACAAGGAAGUUUUCGAUCCAUUUGAGAAGUUUGCCACCGAUGCCCAUAAUUCUCAACUUGUGUAGGAGACGCUGGUGCGGAACACUGUCAAACGCCUUCCGAAAAUCAAUAUAGGCAACAUGCACGAUGUGUUUUGCGUCCAGUGCUCGUGUCCAACUUUGCAAUGUGUAUAGCAAGUUCGUAACACAUGAUCUUUCCCUACGGAAACCAUAUUGUGUAUUGGACAAGAGGUUGUGGGUUUCCAAGUAAGCCAUCAACUCCUUUUCGAUGGUUUUCUCCAUCACUUUGCAGCAGAUUGAUGUCAGACUGACGGGUCUGUAGUUUGUCGCCAGGGCACGACUACCGCUUUUGUAAAGGGGUGUAAUGUGGGCCGUCUUCCAGUCCGUGGGAAGAAUUCCAGCAUCAAACGAUUUUUGGCACAGAAAGGAUAGUGGCUUGGCCAGCUGUUGGGCAAGCUCAAAGAGCAGCUUUGCUGGGAUCUCGUCCGGACCGGGAGAUUUACAUUCCCUCAAGCUUUUCAGUUCUUCCAAAAUCGCUUCUUCUCGAAACACAAUAUUUUCGAUAGUGGGAUCUCUCAUGUUCUCAGAAUUAGAAGGGGUAAAGUCCGCUUCUCUUGUGAAAACGGAUCGGAAAAAUUGAGAAAAGUGCUCAGCCUUAUUUGUGCUGUUCGAUAUCUCCAAGCCGUCAUCACCCCUCAUAACAGGAAUGGGAUUCCUGUUACGUGUGCUUUUCCGCAAAUAGCUGUAGAGCAAUUUCGGAUUUUUAACGGCUCGGUGGAGCAAAUUACUCUCAAAAUCCCGUCGCCUCCUGAAAAUCAGGCUUUUCACCUUAUUUCUUUGAAUUUUGUAUUCUGCAAACGCUGCAUUGUUGUUCUCGCGAAAUUUUUUCCAUAACCUACCUUUCUUGUUGAUCUCCCUUUUGAGUUCUCGUGUAAGCCACUGAGGGCGGUUGGAUGUCCUAGGCUUUGAUAAGGGACAGUGGUUUUUCAUUAGAUGCAGUAAACGAUCCUUGAAUGAAUUCCAGUCCUCGUUAACGUUUCCGGAGAAGAGAACAUCCCAGUCUAUUUGUGAUGCCUCAGCUCUCAUUUGGCGAAAGUCCCCUUUCCAUAUAUUUGGCCUCGUAUUUUCUUUUGUACACGGUUCAGAAUACAGCAAGUACUCGCAUAAAAGCACUGCAUGAUCACUUCGACCGAGCGGGGGUAGGUAGUACACCUCGUCUAUACUGUCAGGCUCUUUGGUAAAAACGAGGUCCAGACAACUGGCCUGUUGACCUCCACGAGCUCUAGUUGGAAACAGGACAUGUUGCGUGAGUAGAGCUUCUAGAGUUGUCUUUAGUAGAUGGUAAUCGAAGGUAUUCAUCGAGCAUUUCGCAUGCAUAUCGCUCCAUUGAAUGCAUGGUGCAUUAAAAUCCCCCAUGAUAACAACGCCUGGUCGGCUGGCGAUCUCCUUUAAUGCUUUUUAGUAGACAAGUAUCUGGGUCGGGAUCCGCCUGCGGGGGCCGGUAGAUAGUUAAGACUUCGAGGGACUGAGAUCCCCGCGCCUUUAUACUCAGCCAAAUUGCCUCUGUGUCGUUAGAAAUCUUGUCGGUCCUCUCGCACACUGCUAAGUUGCUCUUGACAUACAUGGCAACUCCUCCACCCCCGCGGCCUCUCCUGUCUCUCCUAAACAAAUGGUAUCCUGUUAAUGCUACCUCGCAAUCGCCAACGUCCUCUGACAGCCACGUUUCUGUUAUUGCUAUAACAUCGGGAAGAGUAUCGGCUACCUGUAUUCUCAGUUCGUCAAGCUUGGAAAACAGACUCUGAGCAUUGGUGUAAAAGAAUUUUAGUUUGCAACAUUCGACAUUGCUUCGUUCGGUUUGUCUCGGGUUUGCUAAUAUUAUGUUGCUGCCGCCAUCAUGAUGACUGGCUGGUUCCAAAACAACAUCGUGUUCCUCAGUAUUACUCGUCCCCUGAAAAUGGCCAAGUUGCUCUCUCCCGCUGCAAGUCUCCUCUUCAACUCCGUUACCAAUUCGCGGCGUUUCAGACGUUCCGCUGGAGAAUAGUCCGCUGAAAAAAAACUUCCUUGUGAAAGUUUCGGAGGCUGCUUUUCCUGGACAGAAGUAAGCUAGCUUCCUCUUUACUGUUCAAAACAAUUUUCAGAGGUCGUGGCCGCACAGUUUCUGAUUGUUCGCUCACCUUCUUUCCGAUCCUGAAGGCUGCGCGAAUGGUUAUCUUUUCAUUCGAAUUAAGCAUUUCGUUCAGUAGGUGUUGAAGCAUAUGAAGGUCAGCGGAGAUCCUCUCCUUCGGGGUAGGAGCAUUCGACUCGGAUAGACCCUGGACGACUACGCAGUGCUGACGAUCAAGGGGUUUAUUUUAUCUGUUUCCGGUGGCCUUGUCAGCUGAAGGUCUCAGAAGAUCCACCGGAGUCGUCUGGGGUUCUAUACUCCCGCUGUGGCGCUUACCCUUUCCAUCUUGCCAUGAGCUUGUUUCCUCACUUCCAACUGAGGGUCCUGUUGAACACGCGGAAUGGCUGAGAGAAGUUGAUGGCUCGCUUGGGUUGUCUCCCAUAGAAACAAGAGACUCCGUUGCUAUUUUCCCAUCGUCCUGGGUAUCGGCGCUCUUGCACAGGGGUUUUCCACAUGCUUUGUUCUUUGGCUGUUUUAGAGUUUUGCUCUUUCCCUUUUUCUUGCUAACUUUAGCGCUAUUCACCGCGUUUUGCACACUAUAGUUCGCUUGCACGAGUUCCCUUAAAGCAGUCAACUCUUUUUUGAGUUUUUGGACUUUCAGCAGAAUAAAUGAGCAUCCAGUGCAUGGCUCGUCCUCGUAACUAACAGGUUUUGCUGUGAUAACGCUUUUAGCACGCUUUGCGGGCCCCUGGUUGCAACUAUAAAGAGAGCGAGCGCUAAUCCUAGGUGGCAAGGCCUUCUCAAUUGACUUUCCUUCAUACAUAGUGUCGUUUGUACUACGAAUAAUGUUUACCUCCUUAUUUAUUUCAGCCGGCCGGGCGUGCGCCGAUAGUCUAGCGGUCAUGUCGCUGGUCACCGUACGACUGGACAUGGGUUCGAAUCCCACUUGCGGGCGAGUUUUUCGCACUGUCCUGAUGGUGUUUUGUCGACUCCCAUUAUUAAUUCAAACGAUACGCAAGGGAUUCUAGGUAUGGGCGAAGUAUUUAAAGGUGUAGGAGAAGCUUUUUAACCAAGCCAAAACUAUGAAGUAAAUAUCAAACGACUCAGCCGCUUCUGGAUCUGGAGAACCCCGCGGUGCUGUUGGCAGAGAAUUGAUACGAAGGAGUAUGGUCGUCCCAAAGAAAGUUCUGUCGGAGUUCUGGGUGGAUCGUUCGAGGAAUUGCUGAUUACGCUUCAAUUUCUUAAUCCAAAUGGGCCCGCAGAGCGUCCAGUAGGCAGAAAUCCCGGAAAAAGCAAAUCCCUCGGAGGUCGAAAUUUCAAACCGAAUUCGAAAUGGUCAAGAGAAAGAACAAAUAACAAAAUAGGGGGGGGGGCUAUAUGUAACGAACUGCAAAGCUUCGUUAAGGCCAACAUUCACGUCACACAUCAAAUGGUAGGACAGCAACACUUUCGAGAGACAAAAUAACGAAAUAAAAAAGGAAUAAUAAUUGGGUGUCGGGCAAUACAAAAAUUGGAAUGGAAGGACGCCCUGCCAGCACCAGCCCCCUCUGGCCCCCUCAUGGCCCCGCCUCAUGAGGGGGCUAUGGCGGGGCCAGAGGGGGCUAUGGCGGGGCAAAUCCCCGAUGUGGCCCCCUCUGGCCCCCUCAUCGACAAAAAAAAUGCGCAGGGGGACGCCUUAAAGUUAUCGUUUUUUGCCCCCACCCACGGCCAUAUUAGACUGUCUGACCGUAAUACCGAUCCAUUAACGUCUAAUUACUCGCGUUAUAAUCCUGAUCACCCUUUUCCUAGACAGAUUUUCCCCGGUAUCUGUCCUAUUUUAUCCCUUGUUACCUUCUAGCGAACCCCAUUUCGCCAAAUAUGUCAUGUUUCAUUCCGGCUCGCCUUCCCAAAGCCAAUAUCUCCCGCGACCGUUAGCGGACCUUCACGCGUGAUUGCAAAUCCCCCAACGAACCAUAUCCAUCAGCACACUUGAACGCAAUUUACUGGUUAAAGAAAAUUUAUUGAUUGAUUAAGAUGAAAAUUUGAUAUGUACAAACUGUCAUGUUUCCUCAAGGGACAUAUUUGGUAAUCCGUCCAUGUCGGUGGCGGGUAUCUACAAUAAAAUAAAGCACAGCGUCCUAUUAAUUAAAUUGUCAAAAAACAUACUAUUGAAAUAAGGCAUUUUAGUAGUAUAUUUUAUGAUCUAAGUAGUUUGAAGUUGAUAGGCUCGAAUAAAUGCAGGUUUAAUAAACAUAAAGAAACGCUCACUUACAGUGUCCUCGGAAGUAGAUUGUAUCAUAUAUUCUUCGGCUGAGCUGUAGCUGACGGGAAGCUGAAAGUGGCUUAUAAAGACUCAAGUCAAUUAAUUUACCGUGGUAUUUGCAGUGGUAUUGUCUCUCCGCUUUGAUCGGCCACCGUAUCUGUCACGCGCGCCGUGGAACCAAUCUAUUGUACUCUUGCGAAUUGUGUCAACGGUGCAAUUUGAGAAGGCGGCGUGUUCACGAAUUGCAGCUGAACAAGUAGUCUUAAAAAUAAAUAUCCUACCAAUAACAAGGCCAUAAAGGGGGCUGCCGACGAAGAUAGAUAGAUAGAUAAUUUUUAUUAAAGACCCGUCGGGGUCCCAUCAAAGCAAGUUAAAAUAAAUUUGCAUGCGAGUUUUAGACGAGGUGGGCUGAAUCUUUACAAAAUGCAAUUCCUAGUUUCUGAAUUAGAAGUCCAUUGAGAAACAUGAUGAUUGAGGGGUGAAAAAAAAAACUCCUUGGCCUGCUUAUCUCUUGCUCCGCCCCAGCAGAAACUGAGGCAUAGGGGGUGGCCGAGUAGCGUGGUCAGUAGAUUUCUGACAAACUCUUUCUCGUUUCGCCCGUCUGUAAUCGCCAGACGUUUAAUCUACAAUCCAUUCAAAUAAAGAAGCGUCAGUAUAUGUACAUACCGCGUCUUGAGCGAAACUAGCAUUCUUCUCAAGCUCACUGACGAAAGCCUUGUAAGCCUCCUUCGUACACAGAGGCAACUUCAGUGAAGGAGGCCUCGCUUCAGCUGGCAGACGUAAUUCCUGAAUGGCCUUUAAAAUUUCGGCCAUUGUAGCCUUAACCUGCGUUAUGUCAGCCCGUAGUUCGACGAGUUCCUCAGCAACGUAAUCAACUUUCUUUCUACUCGCAUGUCAUCAAGAGUCAGAACAGUCUUACCGGACGCAUUCACCAUCGUGCUGCACCUGUGAUAACCGUUUGUCAAACGCGGUCGUGCUGGGUUCCCGGGGCGGCCUUAAGUAAACUUUAAGUAAACUUUAAACGGCGUACUGAUUAGCCCUUGGUGGCGUAGGUUGGCUGGAGUCUCUCCACCAAGGUGUAUUUUCCGAGCUAUUGCGUGGUCUAAAAGUUGGCGUAAUAUACACGGAUGCUUACUGGAGAAUGCGUGGCGGCGUGGGCCAGGCAGUUAAUUGAUUAUCUUGUCUCGGACUUUGCGCAGCUAUUACUUCUUCUUCAUCAUCAUCAUCCUCGUCGUCGUCUGAGGUGAGCUGGCGGACAAACCUACAAAGAUAAAUUAAUGAAAAGCAAACACUUACUUUUUCCUCAUCCCUCGGCCUAAUUCGGUAGGCUCUGAGUGGGAAAGAUCGUCAGUGUCUACAGCCUUUUUUCCAGCUGAAGCGCUCUGUCGAGUGAGAGGUCAUUCUUCAGCAUACGGACCGGGUAAAUCUUUGUGCCUUCUGGAGGCCUUUCGUUAUUCACAAGUAGACGGUCACGUAGCUUGUGGUUCUUAACCCACAUCACACAGUCUUCGCUGUGGAACCAACACUUCGGCACGGCCGCCACAGAUUUAUCAUUCACAAACUCAACAACCGCAUACAUCUUUAAGUAGUGUCCACAAAAUGUAAAACCGAAAAAUGUCUAUGAGAUGCAAAACGGAAAAAGUGGGGGAUCAAAAAUCAAAAAGUUUUGUUUAUUAUUGUUUUAUCUAUAUGCGGUUAAUCAUAUCGUAAUAUUGCAAAUAUCCAAAAAGGCAAUUAAUAAAAGAGCUGAUAACAUGUACUCAAUGAUGCCGUAGUGCAGCGCCUCAAGAAUCUCAGUGUGUAGUUCAGUUGGAUUGAAGACAUCUCCGCAGCUACACAGGAUGGGAAUGGUGUGACCGCACGUCGCCGAAGGUGGUCGGUGUACCCUCCGCCUACCGCCAACAUCUCCUCCACUCUCGCUCGUCUUUCACAUCCUCUCUAACGUCGACACAUUCCCACAAUCAUCCCCCUACUGUCGUUCUUUGCAUUGCAUUCACAGCCGGUAGUCUACUGGGCAUGUCAUGACCAUCUCUUGCACCAGACGGAGCGGAUGUAUAGGUGACGUUAUUCCCUCAAUUGAUGUAUCCACUCUACCCAUCUUCCUCAAUACAGAUUUCAUAAGCCUUUAACUCCCACUAUAUACCGCGGAACGUGUAUGACGAUUCAGUCAACAGAAUCAAUGGUCAGCGAAAUACUCCUUAGUUCUUUGUCGGACCAAGUAUGUGUGGUACUUACCAUCGUCGACCACAACGAAAGAAAAGAAAGACAAACUUAGACAAAACGUGACUGUAUACCUGAAAAGAAACAUAAAGUAAAUGGAAAGUAUUUCGUGGCUAACCGUUUUUAAUAGACUGAAAGCCAGGCGGAAAAGGCGAAAAUAACGCUUGAAACCUGCUGUUGUACUGUGAUAAAGCAGGAGCGGACUAAUCUCUUUCUAUCCUUUUACAAAAGUGUUUUGUUGCGGUUAAAGAAAAGAUAGGACGGACUGAGUGUUUUCUGUACUUUCAUAAUCAGCUGUCGGAGACCGCAUCCCAUCCCAUUAGCAUAUGCUACAGGAGCUCCUGUAUCCAUACCUAGGCAUGGAUACGGUCUCUGACUGCAGUCUCCAGCCCUACUUUCGCUUUAGCUCAGCCAUAGAUUGACCUAGAUUAUAGCGUUAGAGAAACCCCCCAUGACCAAGUCUAACCAAGGAUUUCGCCAUGUCUCUAUAACCCUGUUAUCGUGUCGAUUAUAAUUACGUUUUAAUAAACUGUUCCCCAUAUCAUCCCUGCUGACAAUUGACUGUUGGAAUACUGUGUCAUUGUGUCUACCGAGUCACGUGGUCAGUCCGUCGGAGAACCUUUCCCAGUUGGGCGUCGAGUGAGGGGUCCUGAAGGAAUCGAUGAUUUAAAGCCUGUCGAGGACAAGAAGAACCUGGAUAUGGCAUUAGUGGCAGCUGUGGGAUUAUGCGGAAAACAGUUAAUUGAGAUGUCAUGAUAAUAGACACGGUAAUGGGACUAUAAAGAUAUGGUAAAAUCCUUGAUUAAGAUUAGUCAAGAGAGGUUUCCGCAUAUAAUCCGGCGUACAACGCCUUAUCUGGCUGGCUGACCGUCAGACAGUACAAAAUUGCCAUGCUUUGGUCUUCGGCGGGAAACACACCAAAGUGGAACUAAGAGCGACGUAGUCAGGCCGAAAAAUCUUCCCUUUCGUUACAGGCGGUUGAUUUCAAGGAAAAAUUAGAGUACGACGGAUGGUUGACACAGUGGUGCGGAGUAGAGCCCGAGGGUACCACCGUGUCAUCCAUCCCUCUUACUCCAAUCUUCAUGGCGGAUGAUACCACCGAUACCGAGGACCUUGUUCAGAAGUUCAACAGUGUGCACCCCUCGCUAAAGUUUACUACAGAAUCCGAGGUAGAUAACGAAAUAGCGUUUCUCAAUGUCAUUUUGCACAGGCUAGAGGAUGGGUCUAUGCAGCACAGGGUGUUCCGAAAGAGAACCUAAACGGGACAGUACAUUAAUUUUCACGGUUUUGUGACCCUAAACAUUAAACGAAAUUUGGUCCAGGGAUUGGCGGCUAGAGUGAAGCACAUCUGCUCACCUCGAGUUAUCGAAGCAGAACUCCAACAGCUGUGGAACACACUUCGCGAGAACGGAUACCUCCGAAUACCUCUGGGUAUCCUCCGAAAUAUUGGGGAACUCACUGCAAAGCCUGCUGUUGCAACUGAAGAAGAAAAAGAUGUAUUCAUAAGACUGCCUCUUGCAGGGGACGCAGCGAGCGAACUAGGCAGACGACGCUUAACUACCGCCAUCACGAGAGCAUUCUCCGCGGCGAAUUUACGCGCAUGCUUCACAAACUUUCCCUUCCUACGUUUGGAAGGUAAAGACAGACUACCGUUGGAGGCCACAUCAAUGUGCAUUUACUCAUUCACUUGCUCCUGUGAAGCGGGAUAUAUUGGCCAUACAACGAGACGCCUGGUAAAGGGGGUGCGUGAACAUAUGCCCGCCUGGUUAGACAUAGGUGAGACCCGGUCGAUUUCGAGUUCCAUUCUCGCACAUUUGGUCGAUACGGAUCACCGAGUCGAUGCCAAAGAAGCAUUUCAGAUUGUCUACCAGACAGCAACAAGCUUCUCUAAAGACAUACGCCCACGGAUGCUAGCAACGGCUGAGGCAGUGGCUAUACGGCUAGCGAAUCCAGUGCUGUGCUGUCAGAAAACGCUGACACAAGCGCUCUCUCUACCGUGGCCAACGCCAAUCUCAGAUGAUGACGACAUGCCGCCUCAAAUCCCUAAUUAUAGUUAUGUGUACUCCGUGUACUCAGCCCAAGAGCAUCACCCAAAGUCUCUCUUACCCCUUCCCCUAGCCCCGAAGACCAGAACCCGCCGACCUUGUCAUGCGUGUUACUGACUUCAUAGCCCUUGAGACAACUAAGCACUGUUAAUUUUGUACAUUUUCAAUCCUCCAUGUAACCGUAUUGCCCUGAUGAAGAAUUACGCGUGUUUGACAACUUGAAUUUUCUGUGAAAACAGUUGAAUUCGACACAGUAUAGGUUGUCAGUUAACUCCUUCGAAAGGAGUUUUCUUGUAAAUGAAAUUUGCCUCUUCCACUUUAGCGUCUAAUCCUGUGAGUGUUAAUGAACCCUGCCACUAACGAUUUAAAUUACUUUUGACAAUUUACUGGAGGUCACCAUGAAAGGUUUUGUUCGUCCGCUAUGUCUUCUAAAGUCUUAACUAUCGCAUUUUUGGCCUAUUUGACCAAGCGCCUACUUGACAUGUUUAUAUACCUCGCUUAAUAUGGCCUGCGACGUACUGGUGAUCGGUAAUGACCAUGAAACAGCUCUCUGCAUCUGGCCUGUUGCACUCCUAGUGAGCUGAUUAUGUGUUACAUGUGCUAUGUGUCCUAUGACACAACGUUCGUUGUCGUCAGUAGCAAGCUGGCGGGCGGACAGAAUGGAACCAAGUGAGAUCCUAACCACAACAGUGAGGGUCAAACGCCUACUUAGCAUGUUUAUAUACCUCACCUGAUAUGGCCUCUGACGUAGUGAUGAUCGGUAACGACCGUGAAACGUUCGACCCAACGUUCGUUCAGCCUCACCCCGUACACUUUUUAUCAGCUGUCACCGCACCGCAUUCGAAACAUCGAGGCUUUUAAGAGCAUAGAGCCAAGUGACUAAGUUUGAACACUUCCUUCGGAAUUUGAGUUAAGAGCAAUAUCUAAUCAGAUUUAACUUCCUACUCAACACCACACUGGGAGCCAAGCUGCGAACCUUGUUAAGACGUGUAGCCUAGUCAGUGGACCAAAUGACGGGUUUAGCAAAUUCUCCCAGCCAAUGAUACGUGGACUUGCCAAGAGUACCCCAGGUGGCUGUCUGAGCCGCAUAUCCUUACCAGUGUUUGGCAGCUGAGCCUUUCAUAGCGAUCUGUCCAAUCUCAGUACAAGUGGUUUUUCCUUGCGGACUUUCUAAUCAAGGCGGAGUCAUGGGGUACGUAGAACAUACUGUCGACCUCAUCAUUGCUCCGUAUCUGUGCCUCGAAGAAGUUGCCGUUCGCCUGCCUGUUUAACUUCCCUCGGACAGUCAGUUUGACCCCACGGCUAUGCUCUCUAACUUCUGCCGGGUACAUAUCCUUAUCCCGUUUAGGGCGCUUUGACGUUUUCCAUUCCUGGUCGCAAAGAACGCCAUCACGUCCCUGAAUCCCCGAAUAAUUUCUCUUCUAGUAGCCCCUCCUCCGUUUGUGCCGUGUACAUUUUGGCGUUGGGAUAGAGUUUGUACCAACGCAGAUACUCCGCGGAAUCAUCUCCUAUGUAGUCAAAAAAUUGGCCAAAAACGACAGUCGCCUUCCUCCACGGUCUUCCCGGGCUACGCCACGUAGUAACUGACGUCACGCUGGACCGUCACUUUGUUUGCCAGUCAUAAUCUGUGCAGUUUCUCUUUGAUUAUCGUCACUUUUAGAGCUUACUAACUGCUUGGACAAUAGCUUUGGUAUCAGUAAGAAUGGCUGUGGGGUACUGAUACACGUAACCCUGUUUGACGGACAUCCAAAACAUGCACAUCCACUUCCCUCGCAUACCACGCCAUCAGCAGUUUAUUCAGUCACCAGUGGGGUACACAUAUACAAAGGCGUAUCGCGUAGGGAAAUUUCGAAACUUUUUUAGACUUUCCUCCCUCAUUGACUCCGCUCCUAACCCGGUUUGACAAAGGCUCGCGCAUAAUUGUUCAUGAACAUUAUUUCUAGCGAUGUCCACCUUGCGAGUUUUCUCGAUCCUGACUCAUGUCAUACCCACCUCCAAUUUAUAAUAAUCGUUCCCAAGAGAUUUUGCCACGAUAUAGAAUCGCUUUCAUCAAAAAUUAGUAGCCAUGCCCACGUACAUCUGCCCGCUGUCCACUAGCUCCGACCACAUAGAUAACGUACGUCUUCUAUCCUGCCCCGAAUGAUUCUAAGCGAUGCCAACAGUCAACUGUCGGUAAGCCGACUGCAUUUAUAUACGGCGAAGGCCACCCAGACUAGGGAACAGGACAUCAAAGGGCACUCGGUUCUGCACGUUUAGGCAAUUCUAGCCUAGUCACCAGACUUUGCUAUUUCCCUUCGCACUCCUUUUGUCAGAUGGCGGAGGAGACGCUAAACUCUGUGCUUGAACGACUGGUCGUAGUGCGGCGCGAGGGAACUCAAAGGGCUGUUGAACUAUACCGGAAACAUUUGGAAGCCACUGAGUCGGAGCUAGCAAGUGUUACCUUCUCCGUUUAUGUUUUGCCCCUUAGUUUCCUUCUACGGGGAUUCCCUGCGAGGCAUCUCUCUCAAAUUUACAUCUGCCAAAACUAUCCAUUGAGGCGUGCCCUUUUGUGCCGGCUGAGACCUUCCAGCAAGUAAGUGACCAUGCUUCAGUUAUUUCCUUCUAGAACGAGUCCUUCUUCAGAGAAACAGUGGAGGCAGGCCGCAGAAUUGGAGAAUGA